Messenger RNA from Carassius gibelio (silver crucian carp), 2042 nucleotides. Its product is annotated as lamina-associated polypeptide 2, isoforms beta/gamma. Gene Ontology annotation, molecular function: DNA binding. Lineage: Eukaryota; Metazoa; Chordata; Actinopteri; Cypriniformes; Cyprinidae. The transcript has 6 exons. Bases 86 to 1186 code for a protein of 366 amino acids. The record is from RefSeq and is a predicted model, not a curated record.
AGGGGUCUCUUUUCUAAGAUGGUCACUGAUCCCAUAAAAUAAAUCAGUCUCUGCCAGCGAUAGUGUCCUGCUCAAGCUAACAGACAUGUCGGAAUUUCUGGAGGACCCGUCUGUGCUCACUAAAGAUAAGCUUAAAAGUGCACUGCUGGCCCAUAGUGUGGUUCUGCCGAACGGCGACCAGAAGAAGGACGUGUACGUGCAGCUGUACUUGAAGUAUCUGACCGCGCAAAACAAAAAGAGCAGCGGCUCUCCGGAUGUCUUCUCCAGCGACGAGGAACUGCCUCCUGCCCCCGUGGUCUCCAACAGGAGCCGCUCUGGCAGGAAAGCCACCAGGAAAACAGACAAAGUUCGUCCAGAGGAUGUAGAUGUCACUGAACUGAGCAACGAGGCUUUGAAAGAUCUGUUACUGAAGUAUGGCCUGAUCAUUGGACCCAUUGUUGCGUCCACUCGGAAGAUUUACGAGAAGAGGCUUCAGAAGCUGUUAGAUCAAGGUCCUCCUCAGACUUUGGUCCCUCCCUCAGAGACAUCACAGACAGACGGCAGCCAGAAUGGCAACACAGACUCGGACCGGUACAGCGACAAGGAGGAAGAAACUGUAGCUCCAGCUCCUGUGUUUGUGCCCCAACCUGAACCGGAUGUAGAGGCCGAGCCGAUCCCAGUUGUGGAGAGACCGACCAGGAGCAGAGGGAAGACCCCAGUGACCAGCAGAACACGCAGUGGCCAGCACAACAGGGUUGAAAAGGUGUCGGCUAUUGAUCAGACCCCGAGGACGGUAGAGAGAGAUGUGCUUAAAGAGAUCUUUCCCAGUGAAAACCUCAGCACUCCUACUGGAAUCAGUGCCACCUGUCGCCGACCAAUCAGAGGAGCAGCUGGCCGGCCCCUGGUCGGUGAUUCAUGGUUGGAUGAAUCCCGUCUCCAUCUUAAGGAGCUCAGAGAAACCAGCUCCUCCUCCACUUACACUGAGACCCGAUCUGUCCCGCGUGUGACCGCAGUCCCUCUAACCGCUUCCAAGCCUGCGGCGCCCCCUGCUGUGAAGAGCAGAGCGCGGCGCAGCCUGCCAGUGUGGGUGCAGCUUCUGCUGCUCAGUGCAUUCGCUGGAUUCCUGUUCUUUGUCUACCAGGCCAUGGAGACUAAUGAGAUUGGACUCUUCAAGCAGAGCGGAGCAGAUGAUAGCACCAGCAAAUGAAUGUUAUGCGGAUCACCCCCCUCUUCCCUCUUUAUCGUACUCAGCCAGUACGUCUCCGCUGAUUCGGCAACCGUGGACUUUUAUCUGCGAUCUUUAUAGAUUCAUACAAAGACAGAAAACCCCAGAUUUUGCAUCAUGUCUGUUCAUACCCUCUUUCAAAUGAAGCCUGGCUUUAAUUUUAACAGUCACUUUUCUUGCCUUUGUAUAGUGUGUGUGUGUCAUUUGUACAUUAUUUUCCAGAUAAAUGUUGGUGCUGUCCAUGAAUGUGAGUAGAAGUGCUGAAGGAGUUGGCUAAAUACACUUUUUUUUUUUUUUUUUUGUUUGUAAACCACAUUUAGUGUCUACUUGUGACCAUAUUUUUGCAUUUAUUUACACAUGUAGCUCUUUAUAGGUGCCGUAUCUUAACAUUGAAGGCCCUUGUAGUAUCUGUGUAUGUUGUGGAAAUACAAAUAUUUUCAAUAAAUUUGUUGAAUAAUUUUCAGGAUCUUGGCGUUACAAGCAGUUUCAUAAAAUGUCAACAAUUAAUCUGAACAACCUAAACACUAACUGAGAGUUUGCAACAAAACUCGACUCAUCUAGUUCUCAAAUUUGAAAAAAUAUACUCUCUAAGUUUAAGUGACAUUGUAAGUCCCUGAUACUUGAUAUGUUACAUUUGUAGAACUGGACAAUGAGUAGAAUGGCCACUGUUAUGCCCUUUACUCUGCUUUUAAGAUUGAUGCAUUAACGAUUCAAUAUUCUGAAAAUAUACUUAAUUUUCAUAAGGUGCUGUAGAUUUAUGAGAGAAAGCUGGGAGCUUUCAGGUACUUUUUAUGUAUAUGCCAGAAUAUGUUUUAAUAAAGCAGUUUACCUCGUAUCA